UUCAGCAACUCUACAGUGACUCGGGUUGUGGCUUGCACAUGCGCUCUAUCUAACAACCCGUGUAUCGAAUCGAACGGACCGGAAGAGGGUAGAGCGAAAACAACAUGGCGGACAGAAACAUGGUCAUGAGCUUACUACCGGUAAUUAUUGAUGAUAUCAUGGACAUAGAAGAAGAACUAUCAAUUAUGGAUGAAGAAGAGAUCGAAGAACUCGUGUUGGUCAAUGUUGGAAGUACAAACCGCAGAAUUAUCCCAAAAGUUAUUGGGUUUGCAGAGGAAGUGAUACCCCAAUACACGGAGAUAGACUUCCGACGUGACUUUCGUGUUUGUAAGAAUACUUUUGAAAGACUUAUUGCUGAGCUUACGCCUGCUAUUGAAUACACAAUACGGGAAAGUGGAAAGGAAGGACUUCCGGUAAGGAAACAACUGCUAGUGUAUUUGUGGUACAUAAGCAAUCAGGACAGUAUUAGAGAAAUUAGCCGUUUGUUUGGUGUGUCAACAUCAACCGUCCACAGAUGUAUUCGACGAGUUUCAAAGGCAUUGUGCAGCAUGCGCCAGCAUAUCAUUAGGUGGCCAGGUUUUGGCACCCAAGGCCUAAUAUCUGAAGCUAUAUCUGAGCGUGUUGGUCUUCCUAACGUCGUGGGUUUUAUCGAUGGGACACAUAUUCGUUUAAGUCAGAUUCCCAAUGGCGAUACCGAUUACAUCAACCGCAAAGGAUAUCCAUCUAUUGUACUGCAGCUGGUUGUAGAUGAUCAACUUCUCAUCACAGACUGUUAUGUUGGAUGGCCUGGUUCAACACAUGAUGCCAGAGUGUAUCACAAUUCACCGUUGCAUGACAAACUAGUGAGAAGGGAUAUUCUUGGACAAGACAACUUUAUCAUAGGUGAUGGAGCUUAUCCACUUUCAACAUCAUUGAUGACACCCUUUAGGGACACUGGAAGAUUGACACAGCCACAGAAGCGAUAUAAUCGCAUAGUUUCAUCUGUACGGCAAAGUGUUGAGAGAGCAAUUGGCCAUUUGAAGAGCAGGUUCAGAAGGCUCAGAGAUGUGUACUGCAGCGACGUAGCUAGUGUAUGCGACCUGAUCAUGUCAGCCUGUGUUUUGCACAAUCUUUGCAUCCUUUGUGAUGAUGGAGUGAAUGAUUAUUUUGAGGAUCCAGUCAUUAACAACGUUGUGAAUAAUUACCCAGCUGUGUAUAGAGACACAGCUGCUGGUGUGGCAAAAAGAAAUAACCUUGUUGAUUUGUUAUCUGGACAAGAGUGAAUGUUUAAUUCAAUACAUCCAAGAAACUUCAUACUCAACUGAGAUAGAACCAAUUAUGCUACAUUCUGUUUCAGAUUUAAUAUGUGAAAAUAAAGCAUUACUGAAAUCUGUGAAACAUA
Messenger RNA from Pecten maximus, 1381 nucleotides. RefSeq names its product putative nuclease HARBI1. Bases 105 to 1262 code for a protein of 385 amino acids. Lineage: Eukaryota; Metazoa; Mollusca; Bivalvia; Pectinida; Pectinidae. The record is from RefSeq and is a predicted model, not a curated record. The transcript has 2 exons.